Physella acuta is the source of this 4053-nucleotide messenger RNA. Its product is annotated as coiled-coil domain-containing protein 180. Lineage: Eukaryota; Metazoa; Mollusca; Gastropoda; Physidae. The record is from RefSeq and is a predicted model, not a curated record.
GAAUUAUCUCACCAUGAUAUAACAGAAGUAGUUAAAGAGAUUCUAACAACAUCAAGAGGUUCAGAAUUUUAUGUCUUAAAACAAGCCGACCUGGACAAUAAUGAUUUGAUCUCAAGCCAAGAUGAAGAUGAUGAAUUGUUUAACACAGACGAACAUGAGAUUGCAACUCCUGGAAUGCAAGAACUGAAAAAAAACAUGGACAUUCCAAAGUCACUGAUCAAUCAAGCCAAAAAAACAAUAAGGCUGAAUUUUCUAGAGCAAUUAGAAGAUUGGCAAGAACAAGCUAUACAAAGAGCUGAAAGUAUUGAACUUGCUAAGUGUGAAGAACUUAACAGUGAGUUAGAUCUUCGUCUUCAUCUUCAUCAGCCACGGCCACGGCGAAUUGAACUUGACGUACAUAAUGUUAGAGCAGCUGAAUUAGUUUUGCAUACUGAAAGAGUAGUUCGACACUGCAGUGGGUUAGAACAAAGCCUAGCAGAACUUCAUUCAAAGUUUAAAGCAAUGAGUGCUGAACACAAUAAACUGGCAUCAAAAUUUCAAUCAGAUAUUCAAGGAUUAGAGACAAUUUUCAUAAGUGCCACUAAGUCAUCCAGAAUUGUUAAACUUCAAAAUCAAGUUUCCUUAGAGCUGGACAAAUAUAUGUCCAUCAUCCGUACUUCUCUACGACAAUUUCGCCAGCAUUUAGAUGUCACCCUACAAAUGUUAAGAGAAUCGAAUGCAAGAUUCAUCAAAUCAUUCAAGAUUUUCUCAGAUGGAGGAAAUUUUUGUCCUGAAGAAAUAGAAGAUUACAGAAAGAAACUUGAAAAAAUGUCUACAUUAAUUGAUACAACUGAAGGCUCAAUUAUGUCUGAACUAGAGGGUAUGGAAUCAAAAAGAUUGGAAAGUGCUACAAAGAUAUCAAUGGAUUUUGAAGACAGGUUUAAAGGUCAUAUGAAUGAUUUAAUAUUUAUGGAACAAACAACAAGGUGGCUUACAAAUACCCAAGUUAAAAUUAAAACUGAGGUGGCCAAUAGCAACAUGCAAGCCCAACAAAUAUUGAAACUUUUGAAUCAGCUUGAAAGCAAAAUAAAUGCUUUUGUUAAACCAAAUCUUGACAAAGAGUUAAUUACAGCAAAUGAAUUAAACAAAUUCAUGAAUGGAGUGUUUGCUAUUUUUAAGAAGCGCUGUGAAUAUCUAGAGGCAGAUAAAUCUUCUUCACGGGCUAUUAAAACAAUCAAAGCAGGAUAUGCUAAUGACGGAAAUAUUUUAGUAAAUAAACCUAGUAAACUAUCAGAUGAUCCAACUGUUGGUCUCAUUAAAAAUAUACUGAACUGUAUACAAGUAAAUGGAUUAAAAUUCACAGAAGAAUAUUGGUCACAAAGAAAUAAAAUCAAAUUGGAAAAUGAUGCUGAUUCUGAUGGCAAUGAUAUCCAUAAAGAGAAACCAAAGUCAGCAAUGUCUGAAGUUUCUAGUAAAGGAAGUGAUACCAAUAUUCAAAAGCUUACAGCAAAGAAUGCAGUGGAUGUUCCACGAAGGCUUAGCGCAAGUAAACUAGACAAACAGCAGCGGUUAACUGGAGAUGAGGAAGAAGUUACAGAUUUAAGUUGCAUUCCUUUCCUUGAAGUUGCACACAAGUGUUUGAGCAAUGCAGAGGAGUCUCUAAAAACCAUUUCUGAGUUAUUUUAUCUUCAGAAGGGAGCUAGGCCAGUCACUCGACCUCAAGCUGUUAAAGAAACAUUUGAAGAGUGUAGGGACUUAAUACAGCAAAAAAUAUUGUCCUUUGGUAAACAGGUUGACGAAUAUCAUAACCAGUGUUUGCAAGAAUUUAGAGAUCAGUUGAAGAAACUGGAAGAAUUAUGUUCUGUUGUACCAGGAAUUGUGUUCACUGAUUUCUUGCAGCAGGAAAUUAAAAAACUAAGAAUGGCUCAAGAAGAAUUUAUUUCAAAGUAUAAAUCUAUUUUUCACCAAAUGACUCUCAGAAAGGAUUCAAAUAAAAAUGAGCUCAGACCUACUCUGGGUCAUCCACAAUUUACAAAUGAUUUAGCAACACUAUGUGCAUUAGAACAUGAACGAUAUCUGGAUUUCACAGAAACUGUAGCUAAAUACACUUUGGAAAGACAGGAAACGGCUUUGGAGAAUUCCAAAGUAUUUUUAGACAAUUUACAACAAAUAGUUCAACAUCAGCUACAACAGUAUGAUGAAAUGAUUGUGGUUGAUGACAUUAAAAAAGGAAGAGUAGCCUUUAAACACCAGCCAACUACUGAACUGAUUAGACGAAAACAAGCUGGAGAACAAUAUGAUGCUAGUGAAGAAAAGGAUAUUCAGCCAAAAGGAAAAGCAACAUGGAUAGGUAUCCCCAGUAACCAAUUUUUUACUGGGAAGGCACCAAGUAAACUUUUACUUACAACCACCAUAGUCACUCAAAAAACAACAAUGGCUCAUCAUGCAGUAAUCCAAGCAAGAGAUGUAGCCUUUGAGGAAUACAAAAAGCAGUUUGAGAGGCUUCUUCAAGAAAUUGAAACCAACAAAGAGAAACUUCUUUUUACAGAGAAGCAGUGGGAAGACUCUUGGAAUUUAUCUGUGGAAAAAGUAAAAUACCUGUAUACAAAAGCAAAUUAAGGAAUCCCAAAAUAUGUUCCUUUUCAUAUCAACUGAUAGUCUGAUAUGAUUUGUUUUAUCAGUUCUCUAAAUGUAAAGCCCAUAAAGUUUUCAAAUAAGACUAUCAAUAUUAAACAAGGAGGCUGGGGGCACUCUUAUUAUGGUUAAGAUUAACCUGUUGAUGGGUGAACUACUAAACACAUUAACUAUUUAAAAAUGAUAUUUAAAACAUUUUUAAUGCUGUUAAUUAAGGGGGUAUGCGCAGCAAUGAAAUCAUCAAAAUCCUAAUUUUUUUAUCAUUAUGGGUUUCUUUCAAAUUUGGAAACUUUGUCCAUUUUUUGUAUUACAAAAAUAAUACUUUUAAUGAGAGAAUUUUUAAAAUGUGUUUAAAAUACAAUUUUCAUCACCCCAUUAAUUAAAAAAUCUUUUUUUUUUCAAAUCUUACACGUUCAUAGUUCAAUAUUCUUCAUCAUAUUGUAUUUGAGACCUUUAGAAAGCUGGGUGUCUCAUAUAUUUGUUAAUCGUAUUUUCCGUCAUCGCAGAAACACCCUAAGAUAUUAAUUGGCUUUACAAAUUACACAGUAAUGGUAUUUUCGUUAACUGCUUUCCGUUACUUUUGGCUUUUAUUUCUCAUUUAGCAGUUUUUAACUUUAAAAAGCCUACUUUUUUUUUAUUAUUCCCACAAAUUUUUUCAGCAUUUUUUCUUCAUUUGAUAAUAAAACUUUUAACUCGAGGGAAGUGGAAUAGCUUUCAUGAAAAAAGUUUGUGAAAAAAAAAUAUGCACAUUUUUUAACUUUUGCAUACUAAAAAAGUACAAUUUUUCGGACCUUGUAGAAUUCCGACCAGUAGAUCUAUUAAAAAGUUGUUUUAAUAGUUUUAAUAUGUAAUGGAAUAUAAGCCGUGUAAAUUUGAUUACCUUAAGUGCAUAAAAAUAAAGCCUUAGCGUCAGUGGCGUAGCGAGGUCGGGUGUCACCCGGUGCGGCACUUAAUGGUGUCACCCCCUCAGAGGCGUAGCGACUCUUCCCAGGGACAAACUUUCAAUUUUCGAUUUGCACCCCCCCCCCCCCUUCGAACUUUCGAUUUGCACCCCCCCCCCCCUCAAUUUUUUUCUCUAUAUAUUUUACUAUUUUGUGCCUUGGUGUCACCCCAGUGGCGCAGCGAGGUUGGGUGUCACCCCCCAGAGGCGAAGCGACCCUUCCCGGGACAAAUUUUCACCCCCCUAAAUGGUGUCACCCGGUGCGGUCCGCACCCCCCGCCCCCCCUCGCUACGCCCCUGCUUAGCGUUUUUAAUACUAUCGAAAAAUUCAAAGGUAAAAGUAUUUAAAAGGCUUCAGGUCUUAAAUCUUAAAAAUAUAGUAGAAACACUGAACAUAUCCCCUUAAAGAUGGUAAAAAUUUAAUUUCUCAUUUUCCACCUUAGGGUAAAUAUAUUUUACUGAUCUUAAUGCUGCAAAAGAAUUAUAAAAAAUAAUAAAAC